Messenger RNA from Trypanosoma brucei brucei TREU927, 1425 nucleotides. RefSeq names its product variant surface glycoprotein. Bases 1 to 1425 code for a protein of 474 amino acids. The transcript has a single exon. NCBI's taxonomy places the organism in Eukaryota, Euglenozoa, Kinetoplastea, Trypanosomatida, Trypanosomatidae. The record is from RefSeq and is a predicted model, not a curated record.
AUGCAAGGCACUAUGUACUGGGUUGUAUUUUUAGUGGCGGCACUACAGGGUAUUCAUUUAGUGUUGGGCCAGGAGGAGAUAUUGAAUGAACAAGAGUUUGAAGCGUUGUGUCGAAUGAUAAAUUGGGCAGAAAGGGGACUGAAGCACAUAAAUUUGGCACGACAGGUUACUGAAGAAGCUCUGAAAAUAGGCGUAAGAUAUCUUGAAGUGGCCGGCGAGGAGGAGGUUACAGAGCUUACCGAACUGCAGGAGAAGGCGUGCAUGAGCAACAAGAAGACAAGUCACGAAAAGAAUUGUGGACUGUACAAAACAUUUUGGGAAGAGUCACAGGAAGCAUUGAAGAGGACUGCCAGAUCGCAAGCGCCUCAUCGAGGAAGGAACAGUUUGCAAUAUCAUACAGCGGAAGGAAUUAAAAUCAAAGUAAUGGAAGUGGCGGAUACGUAUCACGAGGUCAAAAAAGAAAUCUUGAAACUUAGAACGGAUAACAUGGAGGAGCAACUCAAUCAAGCUCUUUAUGGAGUAGGACAUUUUACUGGAGAGGUAAAAGGAGGGGAUUCGGACCGAAGCAGAGUGUGUGGACAAAACCUGGGCAACCGCGACGCCACUGGAGGUUGGUCACUAGCCGUGGAUUUGUUGUGCUUGUGUGCGAGGCACAUAUCCUGGAGCAGCGUGAAGAGUGUAUGCUGUGAGGAGUGCGGUACGGGAGAGAACAGCAACACAUGGAACCCAGCAUUAGACGGAGCACUACACUGGGAAUUUCUAAAAGAGAAUUGUCCAGGUGAUAAUACAAAUCACCAUACAGAGGGCGAACAGCUGAAAAGCGCCAAAAAGAAUUUUAUGGCAAAAGUGUCUAAAAUAGCCACUAUCCCAUAUAGAACUAUGUACAAGCUUGGAGACAGUAAAAAUAUACAAACAAAGCAAUGCGGGGCUAACAUAGGCACUGGCCAGGGAAUAUGCGUGUACUACGGAUCUGAUAAUGGAGCGAAUCUGCACUGGAUGCAAGCGUUGGAAAGGGUUGAAAAUGAUGUUGAAGUUCUUCUGCAAGACAGUAAAUAUAAGUCGACUAAGCUAAAGAGGAUUAAAGAGCUAAGUCAAGAGAUUCAGAACCUAAUCGAAGGUGGCACGCCGCGGGGAAGACAGAAACGGAGUGUGGAUACCGAGAACAGUGUCCCAGAAACCCCAGCUGACCCGAGCGAUCCAACACAGUCAACCACACAUACCAAUGAAAAAAAGCGAAUUGUAAGAAAACCGAUAUCAACAGGUAACAAUGCAUCCAAAAGCUACGGUGGAGAUGAGGUUGAUUCUUACGAUUCCAAAUGCGAUGGAGAAAACUCGGCAUGCUCAGAUUCACCAGCAAAGCCAACAGUAAAAAGCAGCAAAAGUGCUAUAAAUUGUCCACUGGGAUUAAUUUUGCUUUUGGUAUAA